Messenger RNA from Penicillium brevicompactum, 282 nucleotides. RefSeq lists its product as uncharacterized. Gene Ontology annotation, molecular function: protein binding. The record is from RefSeq and is a predicted model, not a curated record. The transcript has a single exon. Lineage: Eukaryota; Fungi; Ascomycota; Eurotiomycetes; Eurotiales; Aspergillaceae. The coding region runs from base 1 to 282 and encodes 93 amino acids.
AUGAAUCGCAUUUUCGCUCCUCUAUUAUAUAAGCGAGACUCACAGACGGGUAGGGUAGCUUUACUAUGGGCUGCUCAAAAGGGAUUUUUGAAAACAUCUCGUCUUGCAACCUAUCGACAGGAGGCAGAUCUCAUCAAUGUCACAGAUCGAAGUGGCCGGACAUCAUUAUCCCACGCCGCUGAGAAGGGCCAUGAAGCCGUGGUCGAGUUACUCCUUGAGACUGGGAGGGUGGAGGUGGAUUGGAAAGACUCUCACGGUCUGACACCAUUGGCCUACGCCUAG